Symbiodinium sp. CCMP2456 is the source of this 2304-nucleotide messenger RNA. The record is from the annotation of a GenBank genome assembly. Lineage: Eukaryota; Dinophyceae; Suessiales; Symbiodiniaceae.
AUGGGUUUGGAGACCAGCUGCUUGGUGCAGCCAGGCGCGCCCAGGCACCAAAUCGGCGGCUAUACCUCCACAGGCUGCUUCGUGCCGGGAAACAGCUGCAUGGGCCCGGGAAGUGCAUGUAUGAAUCGCCAAGAUGCCCGCAAUGUGAAGAACGGCGAGGCGAGGGGUGCCCGUGGAAACCACGGCCCGCUGCUGGAGUCGCUGACGCUGCGGCCCUUGCCCACGGGUCCCGGCCCCUUCUGUGGACCUGAUCGGGGCGUCACCCUCGAGGCGAAGUACGCAUCCUCUGAGGAGGCCUGCAAGGCCGCCAAGAAGUUCGCGGUGUCCGGAGACGCGCAGCAGGCACUGGUCGCCUACUCCAAUGCCCUGGAGUUGGACGAGAACAAUCCCUGUGUCUGCGACGACUUCGGACAGUUCCUACUGGCCCACGGACAGUUGGCUGGUGCAGAGUACCUCUUCACCCGAGCCGUGUCCUUGGACCCACAGAAUGCCCAGUACUGCUACCGUAAAGGUGUGGUGCUGCAGCAGCAGAGGCAGCUGAAGCAAGCCAUAGAGGCCUUCACUGCAGCUUUGGCUUUGAAGCCUCAGUUUCUGGGUGCCCUCUUCAACCUGGGGGUGGUGCACCGUGAGCUGGGCCAAGUCUCAGUGGCAGCCGAGCAGUUCAACAGGCUCCUGCAGCUCAACUCCGAGGAUCCCUGCGCCUUGGCCAUGCUCGGAGAGUGUCAGGCAGAGAUGGGGGACUUGGAGAGCGCUGUGAGGUCCUUGGAGGGAGCUGUGCGCCUGGAUCCCGAGAACCGCUCUGCGGUGAAGGCUGGGAUGUUCUUAUCUGUGAACGCGAGGCGGUCACUUCAAGGCAGUGCACUGAAUUCGCAGAGUGCAGAGUGCGGCCGCUUACGGCCGCUCCGCUCGGCCGGCAGUUUCAGAAUGCUCGCAAAGCAGAGCUCAUCUUCGUGGCGAGAACAUCUGGCGCCGCUGUUUCCCGUUGGCGUUUCGGCUGGUCGGAAGAGGGGCGCUUUUCAGGGCGAGCCGGCUCAAGACAGGGAGCGAUUGGGGGCGGGGUGGGGUGAAGAUGAGUCUUGCGCGGUCCGUUGGAGGGCCUCCUUGCUCGCGGCCGUGGCGGCCGUGGCGCUGUCGGAAGACUCGUGCAAGGAUCGUGAUGAUCGUUGGUUGGGCUAUGGUACGUCCUGCGAGAGGAUGAAGGCCAUGUGCGAAGACGACUUCUACGGAGAUUUGGUGCGGAACUGGUGUCCCCUCACUUGCGGAGCGUGUCGCACCUCACAGGAGAUCGACCUGAGCGCCGAAACGGCGAGAGACAGCACCAACGCGACCAACGCGACCGAGUCCGAAUGUCAAGGCGUGCCGACCGAGGAGUCGAACGUCAGCUUCUUGAAUGCAUCGGCUUUCCGUACGGAGCUUCCGCUGCCGCGCCGAACAGGAAACCGGUCGUCUUCUCUCUCGAGGAGGACCGAGGACCGGGACAGAGCGGACGCAGGCGCAGGUCGCGAGCUCCGCGAGCUCCGCGAGGAACAGAACCUGAGCGCCGGGAAGGCGAUCCUGCUUUUGGAAGAGCUUGACGAGGCAGCUGAGUUCUCGGGCAGGGGCCCCUUGUCGGCGCUCGAUGCCCUCGGAAAGCAUGCCGUGGGGGCACUGAGUAGCACGCUGGAUGCUUUGAGUCUCAACCUGAUGAAUCUUACCCAGGACCUUGGCAACUGGAGCGAAAGCAGCGAGAAAGAGCCCAAAGGCGGCAAGGGCGCAGUGGCUCAAAUGCUGGAUUUCUUGCUUCCAGACUUGGAGGAAGAAGAGGAGAAGAAGGUGUGCCCAGAAGGCUGGGAGCGGGUGCUGGGCGACGUCUACGGCGGCGACCAGUUCUCCGGUGGCUGGCGGCACUCGGCCGAGUCGGUCGAGGACUGUGCCUGGAGGUGUUUGACGCAGCCUGGAUGCGGGAGCUUCGAGUGGAGUGAGUCCAGGAAGAGGUGCUUUCGCAACAGCCAGACACGACCCACACAUGAGGCCGAUCGCACGGGCUUCGUGUUUUGUCGACGCCAACCGUGCCCAAGCUUCAAGACUCACAAGGACUGCGUCGGGCCGGGUGUUUCACCGGGCUUUUACUCCAAAGAGGUACGUAUGCGGCCAGGCAGCUACUGUAUUUGGUCCGGUGGCGCCUGUCAGGCCCCGAUGGCGUGCACGGACUCGGACUGCUUCUUGCCGGACGGCGGUCUGCCGGGCAUGGACCUCCCCAGUCGUUACACGCUCUGGAUCUCCCGCGAGGGCUUACAGGCCACCAUGGCCUCGGGCCGGCACUGA